Molecule: messenger RNA, 2220 nt
Organism: Paraphaeosphaeria sporulosa
Lineage: Eukaryota; Fungi; Ascomycota; Dothideomycetes; Pleosporales; Didymosphaeriaceae
Product: pescadillo development protein
Exons: 2
Coding region: 46-2055 (669 amino acids)
Biological process (GO): maturation of LSU-rRNA from tricistronic rRNA transcript (SSU-rRNA, 5.8S rRNA, LSU-rRNA); ribosome biogenesis
Cellular component (GO): PeBoW complex; nucleolus
Molecular function (GO): RNA binding
Source: RefSeq, a predicted model, not a curated record
UCUCGACAAAUCUUGGCUGUCCGUCCGCAGCGCAAACCCGCCAACAUGGGCAAAAUUCAGAAAAAAGGACAAGCUGGCGCCGCCAAAAACUACAUCACGCGCACGCGCGCCGUGAAGAAGCUGCAGAUUUCGCUCCCAGACUUCCGCCGACUAUGCAUCUUCAAGGGAAUCUACCCCCGCGAGCCGCGCAAGAAGAAGAAGGUCUCCAAGGGUUCGACCGCUGCCACCACCUUCUACUACACCAAGGACAUCCAGUACCUGCUGCAUGAGCCGCUGCUGGCCAAGUUCCGCGAGCACAAGGCCGUCGCAAAGAAGAUUGCAAAGGCGCUGGGCCGUGGCGAAGCCGGAGAUGCUGCACGUCUCGAGAAGAACCUCGUUCCCAAGAUCAAGCUCGACCACAUCAUCAAGGAGCGCUACCCCACCUUCACCGAUGCCCUCCGCGAUCUCGACGACGCCCUCUCCAUGCUCUUCCUGUUCGCCAACCUGCCCUCGAGUGAGCAUGUCCCGGCUAAGACUAUCGCUCUUUGCCAGAAACUCUGCCACGAGUUCGAGCACUAUGUCAUCACCUCCCACUCGUUGCGCAAGACCUUCUUGUCCAUCAAGGGCAUCUACUACCAGGCCACCAUACAAGGACAGGAUGUCAUGUGGCUCGUACCUUACCGAUUCGUUCAGAGAACCGGAGGAGACAUCGACUUCAGAAUCAUGGGCACAUUCGUCGAGUUUUACACUACGCUGCUGGGCUUUGUCAACUACCGUCUGUACACAUCCAUUGGCCUGGUAUAUCCCCCCAGAUUCAAUGCCGAUCUGGAUGCUCAAGGUGCCGAGCUAAGCGCAUUCCAAAUUGAAGGCAAAGGGGUGGCCGCCAACGGAGACGUUUCACAUGGCGAUGUGUCCGAGACUGCCAACCCGGAAGCACAGGCGGUUGCCGAUAGGAUUGCCGCUGCGCCUGUCACGGAAGAGGAACAGCCAGAAGAUACUCAAGUGGUGCCCGCUGCUGAAGAAGAGAACACGGAAACAAUUGACAAGUUCGAGGCAGUCGCCCCAGAUGCAGAUGUUCUGCCCCAGCCGCAGGCCAGCAGCGCCGAAGUAGCCGCCCUUUUCGCACCAUACACGUUUUACUUAGCGCGAGAGACCCCACGUGCUCCUUUGGAAUUCCUGCUGAAGGCGUUUGGUUGCAAACGCGUUGGAUGGGACUCUACCUUGGGAGAUGGUGCAUUCACCUCGAACGAGUCUGACCCAUCCAUCACGCAUCAAAUCGUCGAUCGCACAGCCAUUGCUACAGAGGAUGCCUCCGAAACCCCCGACGGAGCCGCGCCUAAGGUGCAGUGGCCUCGCUCUACCAUGCCUGGCCGAACUUAUGUGCAACCUCAGUGGGUAUGGGACUGUAUCAACCAAGGCAAGCUGCUUCGUCCGGAUUUGUAUGCUCCGGGUGCCGAAUUGCCACCUCAUUUGAGUCCGUGGGUGAAGCCCAAGAAGGGCGAAUACGAUCCCAACCUACCUCUGCAAGCCCAAGAGCUCGAGGGUGAAAGAGAAGCAUUCGAAGAUGCUGAAGAAGUUGCAUCAGAAGGGGAGGCGGAAGAAUCCGAUGACGAGGUAGAUGAAGAUGAAGGCAUGGAGAGUGACGCGUCCGUCGAGGCUGGCGAGGGUAUGCAAGUCGACGGCUCUGAAGAUGAAGAGGAGGAUGACGACGAGCCUCAAAAACCCGCAGACGAAUUUGACGGGUUCGAUUCUGAUGCUGAAUCAGACGUCUCUGAGGGUGAAGCCGCUCGCUUACAACAUCAGCGCGAAUUGGAAGCAGAGGCUACUGGCAAGACGCUUGAGCCCGAGGUCGAAACGACCAAGUCGAAGAAUGCUGCCGUGCGCAAGAAGGCUGAGAGAAAGCGAAAGGAGGAGCAGGAUGAACGGGACCGACAGAAGAUGAUGCUUUCGAACAAGAAGCGAAAGUUGUUGAAGCGAAUCGAGUAUGGCUCAAAUAAGCGGGAUGUCGAGGCGGAGAAUCUGAGGAGGAAAAAGCGUAAGCUGGAGAAGGCUAAGGCAGCCGCGGAGGCGGUAUGAGAGGUCAAGGUUUUCGAUCCUGGCUAGGAUCUCUCUUUGCAUUUGCAGGCGUCAGGCGCGUGGCGCAUUGGCCAUAUGAAUGAAGCGACUCUAUGUACAUGCUGUCCACCAAGAAAAGUGAGAAAUGUAUAGUCGCGAUACGCGAAUGAUGUUAUUGUACUACCG